Messenger RNA from Saccoglossus kowalevskii, 868 nucleotides. RefSeq names its product transmembrane protein 69-like. The record is from RefSeq and is a predicted model, not a curated record. Lineage: Eukaryota; Metazoa; Hemichordata; Enteropneusta; Harrimaniidae.
AGAUUUAAAACUCUGGACUACUACUACUACUACUACUACUACUAAUCCAGAAAUGGUUAUUGCAUGCUAACUAUUGAACUGUUCUACAAUGUUACCAUAUAGUUACCUGCUAACUCAGACGAGGCUUCUAGGAUGUACAGUGUUAAGACAGUUGAACCUGAAGCAUCCAAGAGUUUUGAGUACAUGGUAUCUAAGUAGGUCUACCUCAACGCCAUCUGCAUCAAGAUGUUACAUUACUCCAGCAGUUAGGAAAAGCACCAUCAAUGUGAAUAAUUCUAGAUCAAUCCACACAUCACUAAGAUGUUCUACUUCUAAACAGGAUGAUGCAGUAAGUGGCAGUGUCUCUUUAGCAACGGUUUAUAAACUACGAUACCUUAAGGAAGCACCUUUACCAGCUUUGGUGUUUGGAGCAGCGACUCUGAUCCCGUUUGCAGCCGGUACAGCUUAUUCGAUCGUUCAUGGUGUGUAUAAUCAGGAUAUAUUAUUUGUGCAGAUGGCAGACGCUGCCAUUGUGCUAUCUUUUGUUGGUGCAGUUCGAUGGGGACUUGCGCUUCCCGAUGGAAGUGAUACUCGGCCAAACUGGUCUAAUCUCGGAUAUAGUAUUGCUCCAGCUGCCAUUGCACUGCUUGGUAUCAGUGUAGAACCAUCUGUUGGACUUCCAGUUUUGAUUACAGCCAUGGCAGGUUUUGCAAUUACUGAUAUUGCAAUGCCAGGCUAUCCAGCAUGGUACAAGUCUCUACGCUUCUACAUCACUUUGGGUAUAGUGAUUACAUUACUGGUGUCUCAUCGGUUUUAUACCCAACGUCCAGACAAGCAGGAGAGAUGUCAUGUACAGGAAAUAAAAAAAGCACUGACGAAUCAAAAAUGA